AUGUUUUCUGCUCUUGUUGCUAGGUUGGCAAUGGCCCACAACAAUAUUGCAAACAGCUUCAAUUGCAAAGUACUAGCCAUCAAACCACCAACAUUGUCACCAUUUAGGUCGACCAGUAACCGGACCAGUGCAACACCAACUCCUGACAUUUCAACCAUCAUGGACUUCUCGCAGAUCGAGAUCGGUAGACCAUUACGGGUUCCAGAUGUUGCUCCACCAAAAGUUCCAUACAAAAUCUGUCCAGAUCCAUCUGCAAUAAUAUGGAGGUCGAGAAAGUCAAAGAGAAAGGGCAGCUCAUGA
Molecule: messenger RNA, 300 nt
Organism: Dovyalis caffra
Lineage: Eukaryota; Viridiplantae; Streptophyta; Magnoliopsida; Malpighiales; Salicaceae
Source: the annotation of a GenBank genome assembly